AUGCCAUCUACACGGCUUUCCCUGCUGGCCGCAAUUGCAUUGCUGUCUCGCUCACUGCAGGCAAAGGAUCCAAUCCAGGACUUUUGUCGACGAUGGGGUCACCAGACCGCGCAGGUAGACAACAAGCUGUACAUUGACGGGGGCCAGGUAGCAUGGAAUCCCAUCUCCACCAAUCCCCAGAACUACACGAAUACCUGGCUCCUCUACAGCGACCUCAACUCCACGACCCAGGGCUUUGGCCAGCCAAACCAAUACGCGAACCUCACCAAGAACGCCACCGUACCGAGCGUAUCAGGCGCCGUGCUGUGGCCGGAUGAUGUCAACAAGUGCUUCUACCAGUUCGGAGGAGAAUACCAAGGCGCUCCGCCCGAUUUCAGCUUUUGGACCUACGAUACCAGACUGGACCAAUGGAACGAAUCCAGCCCGAACAGCAACGUCGCAUCACUACAGCGAGUGGCCUAUGGCGCAGGAACAUCGGCUGAGGAUUUCGGCUAUGGGUAUUACUUUGGAGGCUACAUGAACAACCUUACGUCUCCAACUUGGAAGGGGGAACAGAUCGCUACCAGCAAUCUGAUAUCUUAUGACUUCACCGCAGGUCAGCUGAACAACAACAGUGGGCCACCAGACAACGUUGGCCGCGCUGAGGGUCAGUUGGUCUACCUUCCUGCUUCUGACGGAGGUCUUCUGGUCUACUUUGGAGGUAUCGAGGAUCCGAGUCGCAAUGGAAGCUCUCAAGCGGCCAACAUGAGCACUGUCCAUAUAUACGACAUCUCUUCGAACAAGUGGUAUACCCAGCAAGCCUCCGGACAAGUCCCAGGCGCGCGACGACAAUUCUGUGCUGGCGCUACCUGGGCUGAUGAUCAAUCGUCAUAUAACAUCUACUUGUAUGGCGGAUUCACUGCCGAUGGUCCAGGUGGAUAUGACGAUGCUUACAUCCUCUCACUGCCAUCUUUCAAGUGGAUCAACGUCUUCAAUACAGGCAAUGGCACGAACACGCAACCGUUCCCGCACGGAGCUUGCUCUGCAAACGUGGUCAACCGAGACCAGAUGCUUAUCAUCGGGGGCUGGUUUACCAACUCGUCUUAUACUGAUUGCGACGCACCAAAUUCUCAAGGGCAACACAAUAUGAACCUCGGAUACAAUGGGGAAAAGAACGUUCUCUGGGACAAAUGGGACCCGUCGGCCACCAAGUACUUCGUCCCUACGCCUGUUAUCUCGGUCAUUGGUGGAGGACCAACAGGAGGCGCGACAAUGACCAAGCCUUCCAGCUGGGAUAACGGCGAUCUCAGCGUCUACUUCGGUCGCCAGGCAAGCUUUUCAGCCCGAUCAGCAACUCGUGUAGUUCCUAGUGGAACCGCAACCCCGUCAGACACCGGCAAAUCAAAGAAGACUGACGUUGGAGCUAUUGCGGGUGGUGUCGUAGGAGGUCUCGCCGGCCUCAUUCUGAUACUUCUGCUCGUUCUCUUCUGCCUCCGUCGGCGCAAGAAGGCUCUCAAAGUCAAAGGAGAGAAGAACCAAGGCCCAUCACCACCACCUCCCGUCGAGCUAGCAGCAACCUCACCAGUACAAGAGAUGCCCUCGCCAGUUACGACCCUAAUGUCUACCACCAACCUCCAGGCGCAGCAUUACAGCGCGAAUACUCUUAUCCUACACCGACAUCACCCACUCACCCGCAUGCGUUCGUUCCAGUGA
Didymosphaeria variabile is the source of this 1692-nucleotide messenger RNA. RefSeq lists its product as uncharacterized. Bases 1 to 1692 code for a protein of 563 amino acids. The transcript is spliced from 8 exons. Gene Ontology annotation, molecular function: protein binding. Lineage: Eukaryota; Fungi; Ascomycota; Dothideomycetes; Pleosporales; Didymosphaeriaceae. The record is from RefSeq and is a predicted model, not a curated record.